This is a messenger RNA of Penicillium diatomitis, 432 nucleotides long. RefSeq lists its product as uncharacterized. Lineage: Eukaryota; Fungi; Ascomycota; Eurotiomycetes; Eurotiales; Aspergillaceae. The transcript has a single exon. The coding region runs from base 1 to 432 and encodes 143 amino acids. The record is from RefSeq and is a predicted model, not a curated record.
AUGGUAACAGUGGCCCCGUCAGCCCUCAGUCUGUCAAUCAUACCAGCCCCAAUAGUGCUUCCGCCCCUCGACUGGAUAUCGGAUACUCAGCCCCUAUUCCAUCCCCAGGGCCAGAUCGCCGUCGUCCUACGCGCCUCGAGGGAGCCAAUGCUCCCCCGGAGCGAAAGCCCGUGCGGACCCCUGUAUCCGGUCCGGGUCAUGGCCCUGGCUCAUUGCCUCCUUCUCAUGAUCAAGCUUCACCACGACCUGGAGGUUCGCCGGCAUCUGGCCACUUCCCCCGCGGAGCGAAUCUCGGCAACCAUCUCAUGGCUCCGGUGCCUCGACACCCCAGCCACCAGCGGGUCCGCUCCCGCAGCAGCCACAGCAGCAGCAGCAGCAGCCGUCCAAGCCCAAGCCUGCCGCGCCACCAUCCAAAGGACCCAAGACCUUUGA